UGGGCCUUUCGUCCGAAUUAUUUGGCCCAGUUUGAAUUUAUUUGCCCGGCCCAGCUUCUAGGGCCUUCAUGUUACGCUUCUGCUCAUAUAAAAGCACGAACGCAAAUGUCCCAACCCUAGAAUCGCUGUUUUUCCUCUCGCUCCUCCUGUGGGCGGCGCCGCCGCUGCGCACAGAACACAUCCUCGCCAGCGUAGCUUCUCCGGCGUCCGGCCAACGCGCUCACUAGCCUCCCGCCUUCCUCCACAUCUCCUCGCCUCCACCCCAUCCAGUUCGUGCCAUUCGCUGCUCCAAGACAAGGGCAUGGCGCUCGGCGGCUGCGGCAACGAAGCUGAUGGUGCACGAGCCAACCAUGGAGGCAGUAGCACGGGGCAGCGACAGCAGCAUGGAGGGCGUCCUCUUGUUUGGGAAGGUAAUGGAACUGCAAAUAGGAGUGGCAGCGGCGACCAGGAUGCAAAUGGAAGUGGUUCCCAAAGACCUUGGAAAGGACUUAAAGACAAUAACUUAUAUGAUCCUUGGAACCAUGCAUGGCCGUAUUAUGGGGGUUUUGAUUGCACGUACUACAGCCUAAAGCACAAAGGUGGAGGUGCAACCCGUGUCGCGGAGCACCUUGGUGGUAUUGUAGGUAAUGUGAGGAGCUGUCCCAAUGUGCCAAGAAAUGUGAGAGAUGCAAUGAGAGAGUGCCGGGAUGAAUCAAGGAGGAAGAAAAGAGAAACAAAAUAGCAGGCUGAGAAUUGAAAGAAAUAUUAUGGAAGGGUUGUAUAAAAAAGGAGGGGUGGUUAACGUACCAGAUGAUGAUGAAGAAGAAAUUCAGAUGAAUAUUAGAGAAGCAUUGCGUGACCCGAAUGUCUCUCGCAGAAUUGAAAGGAGAAUUGGCAAGGGGGGUGUGGGUGAUGUGCAUGUUUCUGUUGGUAAAAGGAGUAUCAGCGCCUAUUUUGACAGGCAAUUAUCUAGCAACAAAGUAUCUAUGCAGCCCAAGAUCAGUAGUGCUUUGGAUCCUAAUUCAAGAGAUGCACUUGGUCUAGCUUGGUCCAAGUUUUUUCAUGCCAAUGAUAUUGCUGGACGUAAAGCUGAUUGCCCAUACUUUCGAGCUGCUGUGAAGAUCACUCAACAAUUAGGGCCUAUUCCUAUACCAACCGCGAAGGAGAUUGAUGGGCCAUAUUUGGAGGCCAACUAUGAUGAAGCUAAUUCGUUUCUUAAAAAAUUCAAACAAGACUGGAAGAACUUUGGUGUGACUCUUAUGUGCGAUUCUUGGACUGGUCCUACAGGAAUGAGCAUCAUAAACUUCAUGGUGUAUUGUAAUGCACGAAUGUUCUUCCUCAAUACCAUUGAUGCAUCCGGACAAACUCAGAAUUCAGAAAUGGCACGUGAGCAAAGGAUAUCAAGAAGCUUUUGGAUGUUGGGAAGCUUGGAGCUGAUGCUUCAAAUAAGCUGAUGGUUGUCUUUUGGAGAUGUUUCUAUGUUUAAUGCUUUAAAGUCUUUUGGCUGUACUGGACUAUUUAAACUUUGAACUAUGCUGUGAUGGUUGAACUGAUGCUGGACGGUUAAGGGUUUAUGUCAGAGGCAACUUUAUAACUAA
Molecule: messenger RNA, 1577 nt
Organism: Triticum aestivum (bread wheat)
Lineage: Eukaryota; Viridiplantae; Streptophyta; Magnoliopsida; Poales; Poaceae
Product: pheromone-processing carboxypeptidase KEX1
Exons: 4
Coding region: 687-1433 (248 amino acids)
Source: RefSeq, a predicted model, not a curated record